Molecule: messenger RNA, 681 nt
Organism: Trypanosoma brucei brucei TREU927
Lineage: Eukaryota; Euglenozoa; Kinetoplastea; Trypanosomatida; Trypanosomatidae
Product: 60S acidic ribosomal protein, putative
Exons: 1
Coding region: 1-681 (226 amino acids)
Biological process (GO): nuclear-transcribed mRNA catabolic process; ribosomal large subunit assembly; ribosomal large subunit biogenesis
Cellular component (GO): preribosome, large subunit precursor; nucleolus
Molecular function (GO): RNA binding
Source: RefSeq, a predicted model, not a curated record
AUGCCAAAAUCGAAGCGAGCUACGAUUGUCCCACUUACGAAGACGCGUUCGAAAACGCGUGAGGAGAAGGAUGAACUUAUCAACAAAAUUCGCGAUGCACUCGACGACUACACGGAUGUUUAUACAUUCGAGCUCUCUAACAUUCGCACGAACAUCCUCCAGCAAAUACGCGAGGAAAGGCGCAAUGACAGCCGCCUCUUUCUCGGAAACAACAAGCUCCUUAUGAUCGCUCUUGGCCGAGACGACUCCAGUUCGCAGAGACCUAACCUACAUAAGCUCAGUAAGUACCUUACCGGUUCAUGCGGACUGCUCUUUACCAACCUCCCUCAUCAAGAUGUGAAGGAGUACUUCAAGGGUGUCAGUGCGGACGUGUUUGCUCGGACUGGGCAAGUUGCAACUUGUCCCUUGCUUUUGCGUACGGGGCCUCUCGCACAGUUUCCACACAGCAUGUUUGAUCACCUCUCACGUCUCGGGCUUCCCAUCAAACUGGACAAGGGGGUCAUUGUUCUGCUGCGCGACACGACAGUGUGUGAAGUGGGCGACACUCUUACGGCGGAGGCUGCUCAACUUUUGAAGUUGUUUGGCAUUCAGUCAGCGGAGUUUAAACUAGAGCUAACAGCCCAUUGGGCGAAGGGUGUCGUCAAACGAAUGUCAAAGAAAAAGAAGGAGGAAGAAAAUUAA